AUGCCAGUGAGGAGCACGCGGAGGGAUUCAACCCGCCGCCAGGGACCUGUCGUGCUCCUCCGCCCCGCCGAGGCCACACACGAGCUCCUCCCCGCGCCGCUGGGGCAUCCACCGUACAAGCUCCUCCCGGCCGCGGCCACGCAAGAACUCCUCCGCCGGGGGCGUCCACCGCGCGAGCUCCUCCCGCCGCGGUCUCGAGCUCCUCUGCCGCGGGCACGACCUCAUCCGCACACCACCGAGGCCUCCAUCGCGCGAGCUCCUCCCGCGCCGACGAGGCGACCACCGCGCGAGCUCCUCCCCGCGCCGCCGAGGCGUCCACCGCGCGAGCUCAUCCCCACGCCGCCGAGGCGUCCACCGCGCGAGCUCAUCCCCACGCCGCCGAGGCGUCCACCGCGCGAGCUCCUCCCGCCGCGGUCUCCGGUGACACUUGCAGGGCAGCCACCACACAGGAGCUCGUCUCCGCCGCUUGUGAUGUGA
Molecule: messenger RNA, 477 nt
Organism: Aegilops tauschii subsp. strangulata
Lineage: Eukaryota; Viridiplantae; Streptophyta; Magnoliopsida; Poales; Poaceae
Source: RefSeq, a predicted model, not a curated record